Messenger RNA from Dendronephthya gigantea, 1283 nucleotides. RefSeq lists its product as uncharacterized. Lineage: Eukaryota; Metazoa; Cnidaria; Anthozoa; Malacalcyonacea; Nephtheidae. The transcript has a single exon. The record is from RefSeq and is a predicted model, not a curated record. Bases 305 to 1135 code for a protein of 276 amino acids.
GUCAAUCAACAUAGAUAAUGGCCUACUCAAUGGAGUGGUCUUUAUCGACCUCAAAAAAGCAUUUGAUACCAUUGAUCACACCAUUCUCUUACGGAAGUUAAGAAUAUAUGGUGUUGACCAAAGCGGCAUCACACUCUUUGAAUCAUAUCUAAGCAACCGUGGCCAAAGAUGUUGCGUAAAUGGUGAAUUAUCUGAGGCUGUUAAAAUAAGUUGUGGUGUGCCUCAAGGUAGCAACUUGGGGCCACUAUUGUUUUUAAUUUACAUUAACGAUUUGCCUAAUUGUCUGGAAAGAGCCUCUCCGAGAAUGUUUGCUGAUGAUACCAAUAUAAGUAUUGCGGCAAAAUCUGUAACAGAGCUUGAAUCAAUAAUUAACUCUGAAUUGAAAAAUCUUAAUCAAUGGCUCAUAGCUAACAAACUGAGUCUAAAUGUCGCUAAAACGGAAUUUAUGAUAAUUGGAUCUCGUCAACGGUUAAUGAUACACAAUAAUGAACAAAUAAACAUUGAAAUUGACGGGAAGAUAAUCAAGACAGUUAAAGCUACGAAAUCAUUAGGAUUACAAAUUGAUGAGCACCUAGUAUGGGCGCGACACGUUGAAGGCAUUUCCAAAAAGGUUGCGUCGGCAAUUGGUGCUCUUAAAAGGAUACGCCAGUUCAUAGAUACAAGCACUGCCCUCAAAAUUUACGGAGCUUUGAUUCAACCGUAUUUUGAUUAUUGUAGUUCAGUUUGGGAUGGUUUAAAUAUCACGUUAAAUGAUAAAUUGCAAAAACUGCAAAAUAGAGCAGCGAGGGUAAUUACCAAAUCUGGAUACGAUGCAAGUUCCAGCGACCUUUUCACUAAACUAGGUUGGGACAAUCUUUCGACACGCCGGAAAAAACACAAGGCUGUAAUAAUGUUCAAAAUUCUUAACGAUUUAACACCGAAUUAUCUCCGUAAUUUAUUUGAAUUCCACAGCACAGGAUACAAUUUGAGAAACUCUGAAAAUGCUUUAUUUGUACCAAAACCGCGAACAAAUUAUGCUAAACGAAGUUUUAGUUAUAGUAUCGCGGUGUUGUGGAAUGAGUUACCUCAAAAUGUACGAGCAUUAUGCUCUCUUAACCAAUUUAAAAGGGAGAUUGACAACAUUUUUUCCCUAUAAAACAGACUCUCGCACGGCAAUCUUGUAAAUCAGUUUAUAUAUCUGUAUUUUAAAUUGUAUUGUAUUGUGUUGUAUUUAGUAAUUUUGUCCCUAAAUAUCUAAUGAAUGUAUAUAAUUAUAGCCCACUUUUUAUACUGUAGAUUUUACC